AACAGAGAAGGGACCCAGAGGAGGACGUACUUCCUGUUGUACCACUAGUCCUCUUCCUGCUCUUUUGGGUUUGGCCCGACACUGAUCUUUGGAAAAUACUUUUCUUUUCAUCUGGUUUACUUCUUAGUUGAGAUAAAGAGUCAUGGCAUACCAGCAGAAGCUGGCAGAGAAACUAACUAUCCUCAAUGAUAGAGGGAGUGGAGUAUUGAUUCGAAUAUAUAACAUUAAAAAGACCUGCGCAGAUCCGAAAGCAAAACCACAGCAUCUGGUUGAUAAGAAUAUGGAGGCAGCCGUCAGGUAUAUCAACAAGAAAUUUCCAAACAUUGACUUCCGGAGUAGCAAUCAACAACUUGGACAUAUCCAGAAAGAAAAGUCAGAAGUUAUGAAGCAGCUAUCAGUCUAUUACAUGUCAUUUGUGGAUGUAAUGGAAUUCAGGGACCAUGUCUAUGAACUACUAAACACCAUAGAUGCGUGUCAAUGCUACUUUGAUAUUAAUAUCAACUAUGACUUCACUAAAAACUACUUGGACCUGAUUGUGACCUAUACGUCUGUCAUUCUGAUGCUCUCUCGUAUUGAGGAUAGGAAAGUUUUGAUUGGCAUGUACAACUAUGCUCAUGAAAUGUGUCAUGGGUCCAGUGAUUCCAGCUAUGCCAGACUGGGACAGAUGAUCAUGGAAUAUGACAACCCUUUGAAAAAACUAACAGAGGAAUUUGGGCCUCAUAAUAAGGCAGUAACUGAUGCCCUGUUCUCUCUCCAGUUUCUCUUUGCGCGGAGAACAUUCCCUGCAGAUCAGUGGAGGAACGCCCAGAUGCUGAACCUAACCAGCAAUGCAGCAGAUAUGUUGAACCCUGCAAACUCAGAUACUAUGGCCUGUGAAUGUUUGUCAGUGGACAUUAUGGAACGUUGGAUUGUCAUUGGUUUUUUGCUGUGCCAUGUUGGGCUGAACUCUAACCCACAGCAGCAGGACCUAUGGAAAGCAGGCCUGAAGUGCAGUCUGUGUGUCACACUCAUACGGGAUGAAGUUCUCUUUAUCCACAAGGUCACAGAAGAUUUCUUUGUUAAUCUAAAAGGGUAUGGGAAGCGUAUUGCUGAUAUUAAGGAGUGCAGAGAAUUUGCAACUCUGAACAAUGCACAGUUCCAUAGAGAUCGACGAAUAUUCCUGCGGUCAGCUGUCAAAGAUCUAGCAACGGUUUUAACAGAUCAACCUGGUCUUCUGGGACCCAAGGCCCUCUUUGUCUUCAUGGCGCUGUCUUUUUCACGUGAUGAGGUAUUCUGGCUUGUUCGCCAUGCUGAAAAUAUCACCAAACCAAAAAUUCCAGAUGACUAUAUUGACACGUCCAUAGCAGAAAUGUUGUUUGCAAUGGAAGAUUUGAGGGUACUAUUACAGAAGUACAAAAAAGUUUUGCAGCGCUAUCAUUUACAGUACCUGUCUCAGUUUGAUGCCUUGUUGCUUGGUGAGAUAAUACAGAAUCUGUCAGUGUGUCCAGAAGAAGAAUCUGUCAUCAUGUCUUCCUUUGUGAGAACUCUGUCUUCACUCAGUCUCAAACAAGUUGAGAAUGGAGAUUCUUUUGACUUUCAAGGACUGAGGAUGGACUGGUUCCGGCUGCAGGCAUACAGCAGUGUAUUGAAGGCGCCUUUGUCUCUGAGGGAGAACACUGACCUGGGUAAAGUGAUGAAUCUAAUUGUGUUCCACACCAAGUUGUUGGAUUCAUUAGAGGGGCUGAUUUCAGAUACUUCAGAUCUAUACACAUUAUGUUUUUAUCCUCGUUCAUUUGAAAAGAUGUUCGUUCAUGCUCUGGAGGAUCAAAGUAUGUUGCGUUACAGCAUCAGCUUCCCAUUAAUCUGCUCCCACUUUAUAAAAAGCAUCCAUGAGCUAUGUCCAGAAGAGUAUCCUGCCUUAGAGAAUCGCAGUAUCAGUAUGUGUAACAGUGCGCUGGAAGAGAUUGCGAAGCAGGCCAGUAACAACAUCCUUGAGAUCUGUGCUGAGCAGUGGAGUCUCAGAGAAAAGCUGCUUCCAAAACACAGUGCUGCUACUAUUAGCAAAGCAAGAACUGUACGAAUGAAAAAGCCACCAGCAAGGAAGAUGGAACCAGAGCGAGAAAAGCCAGGAGCAGAGAGCCUUCGUAAGGACAGGACUAUUGUAACCAACCUCGACAAGUUUCAUUACAACUUAACUGAGCUUUGUGUAGCACUGAACUACACUUCAAGUAUUUUGGUAUUUCAUCACACUAUCAUUCCUCUGGAAUACUUGUAUAGCCAACUGGAAAUUCGUUUAAAUAAGGCAUUUGUACGGAUUGUAAACAAGAAUCAGACCACAGAGGAUAUUACAAAACCAUCAGAAGUACUUGCAUGUAUACGGGCAUAUAUUUCCACCCUGCAAUCUGUUGCACACUAUGUGAAUAUUGAUGUCUCACGACUUAUAAAGAGUGUCAUGUUACAGCAGACCCAGUCACAGGACAGUACUGGUGAGCCAACCAUAACCACUAUCUACACUAACUGGUACCUGGAGAAGAUUUUAAGGCAAGCCAGCAGUGGUAUAAUCAUACAUUCACCUGCAAAAAAAGCUUUCAUAAGCUCAUCAGAAAACAAUGACCAAGUGGUCAAUGCAGAGGAGUACACAGAUGUUUGGCAAAUGCAAGCACUGGCAGAGCUGAUUACAGCUUAUGGAAUGAAAUUCUUGACUGAAAAUUUAAUGUGGCAUAUCUCAUCUCAAGUCAAUGAACUCAAGAAACUGGUCAGAGAGUGCAUGGAUACCCUCAUUCAAAUAAGAUCAAGUUACAAUAAUCCUGAACAAAUGAUGCUUCUUAUGAAAAAAUUAGAAACUGCUGACAAUGUCUUGAAGAGGAUGACCAUUAUUGGCACAAUCUUAGCAUUUCGCUCCAUGGCAAUGGAUGGACUUAGAGAGGUUUUAACAGCCAAGUGUCCCUUUCUCAUGGGCCCAGUUGAGUGUCUGAAGAACUGUAUCAGUGCAGAUACUGACAUAAAGAUAACCCUGAGUGUGUUUGACCUAGCAAUGUCAGCUGGCAUUUCCUGUGACAUAGACCAAGCCUUGGUGACUGCUCUUGCAAACCAGAAGACAGAGAACACAGCCCCAGAAGAGGAGUACAAGAUGGCAUGUCUGCUUAUGGUAUUUGUGGCAGUUUCUCUCCCCAAAUUGGCAGAAGAUCAAUUGUCAUUUUAUAACAAAGACAAUGAAGGUUACUCCAACAAUAUCCACUGUCUGGCAAAGGCAAUCAUACAUGUGUUUGCAGCCCUCUUCACUAUUCUUGGAAAAAAUAUUGAGGAGCAUCUUAAGGAAUUCCUUCUGCUGGCUUCUACAAGUUUACUGCAGCUUGGACAAGAAACAGAUAAGACUGCAACAAGAAACAGAGAUUCUGUUUACCUGCUUCUGCAGUUUAUUGUUGAAGAGUCCUCAUUUCUCACAGUGGACAUGCUAGAGACCUGUUUCCCCUAUGUUCUUCUCCGAAAUGCAUACCGGGAAGCUUACAGGGCAUGCAUACUGUCAACAUUCCAAUAAGCACCUUCUAAGGGUUCCAUUGUAAUAACUGUAAUCCUGCCUAACAACAUUGCUUCUGUUCUCCCUAGGCUGAAGACAGUCUGUGUAAUCUGGAGCACCUCUGUGUUCAUUAGAUAUUCAGAGGUAUACCUUCAUUGUUGUUGAUAACUAUUUGUUUGGAACUAGCGUUUGUCUGCUGAACUCCAUCAGAGCAGCACAAUUAUAUAUCUGAUUUGCUGUAUUAAUGAAUUCCACUAGCAACAAUAUGUCUUAUUAAAUAUGCAGUACAUAAUUAAUUGUGCUAGUUUUGCCCUAAACAAAGGCAUCUAUCUAAUUAUCCUUACUUUCGGAGAUAAUUUUAGGUAAUAAGGAAUUUAAAUCUCAUGACAAUAUGAACUGAUAGUACUAUAAAUGAUAAGACCAGUAAGAAAUUGAUGUCAUGUCUAGAUUAUAUAAAAAACUAUGCAUUCUUCUCAUGACCUGAUAUACUGCUUUAUUUACAGGUUACACUAAACAUUUUUUUAAUUAAUUUAAUUAUUGCAGUUUUGUAGUGACUAUGAUACAGAAAAUUAUGUAAACUGCUUUCUAUGGAAUUCUUCCCUCCACAUAUUUGUGUUCAUUAUUCAAGUGCAUGGGUUUUGCAGUAGGCAUACUUUUAUAUAUAUUAUCAGCUUAUUAGAAAUAACAUAAAAUGAAGUCUGCAUGACAGAGUUUACCAUGUAUGAUAAGUAGCAGAGAGAUAAGAUACUACAGGAUAAAGGUACUUAGUUUUUAAACAUGCAACACAAUUAGUGUUGUUCAUAAACUUACAUUUUAUUUCAUUUGUAAACUUAUUUUGCACAAUGUCUGUGAUUUUAGCAACUGAAAUAUAUCGAUUGCAGUAAUAAAAUGUGUUUUAUUAUUAGGUUUAAUAUAAAGCAAUUUCUCUACCUACAUGACCUUUGUGUUAACACAGAUGUAUAGUCUUCUGCUAUCUAUUGUAAAUCCAUGUUUUCCAUAAAUGCAAGUUCACCUUC
Molecule: messenger RNA, 4512 nt
Organism: Protopterus annectens (West African lungfish)
Lineage: Eukaryota; Metazoa; Chordata; Ceratodontiformes; Protopteridae
Gene: NCKAP1L
Product: NCK associated protein 1 like
Exons: 32
Coding region: 143-3517 (1124 amino acids)
Biological process (GO): cell morphogenesis; cell migration; cell projection assembly
Cellular component (GO): SCAR complex
Source: RefSeq, a predicted model, not a curated record